Moneuplotes crassus is the source of this 867-nucleotide messenger RNA. The record is from the annotation of a GenBank genome assembly. NCBI's taxonomy places the organism in Eukaryota, Ciliophora, Spirotrichea, Euplotida, Euplotidae.
UCAAUAAUUAAGCCAAGAACCAUGACGAGGGAAUACUUGAACUUAAAUAUCAAUUUUUGGAACUCUGCUUUAUAAGCACAGAUGGAGUUACGAUAUCUUGUGUCGCUUCCAUUAUAUAUCCUGUUAGUCCAUUAUACGUUGAGCUAAAUGGGCACAGGAGUUAAGAAGCUAUUAUCGUACCGAAUGAAUCCAAUAUUGGAAUAUUGAUGAGGCAUCAUUUCUAAGAAGAUUUUAUCUUUAGUUUCAUGUCUUGUUUUGAAUCACCAGAUAUCUGGAUGGAUCAAACUCAAAAAUUCUGGACGACCCACAACAUCUAUCGUAAUGCCUAUUCCUCUUCUUUGUGCACAAAUAGUGAAGUUUCGUAUUCUAAAGUCUCUAUGCAAAUUCUUACUACAAAAGCAGGUGAUAUAUUGUAAGAUGUAGUUGCUACUUUUUAUUUUUCCUUGUCUUAGGACAAUUGCUUCAUAAUAGUUUGUUAAUAAACCCCACGUUCCUUGAUUUACCUGAAUUAUGGAAAUAUCUUUGCAGUCCAUACACCUCAGUCAUUAGGGUAGCAUGGGAGUUUGAAGAACCUUGGUGCUAUCCCUUUACUGUUCUUAUUUUGAAAUUACUCUUUAUGCAAUUUCAGGCAUGGUUUAGGUUGAACUAUCUUGCUUGUUAAAGAAGAGAUUUCUUUAUAAAGAGAGAGCAAAGUGAUAAGAACAAUUAUUAAGCUUAUCCCCUGGCGUAGUGGUUUGCUUAAGAUUCCUUAAAUUAUGGAUAAAUUUGGUAAAUUUUAGAAUUAGAAUCACGAUAAUAGUCUUUGUGGCUUUAGCUUGGAGUUAUAUCUUAGUUUCAUCAUGAGAAGAAGAAUACUGAAUUUGUUUU